UGCCGCAAUAAUCGGACCGUACCAUGACAGUCCAUUCAACCAAAGAGUUGGAGUCAAGGUUUAUCUGAUCUCUGCUGAAUGUCUAAAACUAUCGAUCUAAUCAAUCAAUCAUUUCAUUUUCUCAAGUCUAUCACUUCUUUCCCAGACGCCCAGGACGCUUCAGGCACAGAUUUAUUGUUCACAGGAGCCCUAUUGAGCUCAGACUUUCAGCGCAUGCGCCGUUAACACCUCCGGCUUUGUGGCAACGAAAAUUUUGCCACAGCAACUCUCAUGGCACGUUCAAUUUUCACUUUGCUGGCAUCAGCAUUGUGUGCCAGUGCGGCCACGGUCACUUACGACUUCAAUGUUACUUGGGUCCGCGCGAAUCCUGAUGGCCUCUUUGAGCGAUCUGUGAUGGGGAUUAAUCACCAAUGGCCUAUUCCUGCCAUUGUUGCCGACAAGGGAGACCGCGUUAUUGUGAAUCUUAACAAUCAGCUUGGGAAUGAAAGCACAAGUCUGCAUUUCCAUGGGCUUUUCAUGAACGAGACGAAUCACAUGGAUGGCGUUGUGGGUGUUACGCAAUGCGCAGUCCUUCCUGGCAACAACUUCACAUACAACUUUACGGUCAAUCAAUCAGGAACUUACAGGUACCAUUCCCAUGUCAAAGCUCAGUAUCCCGAUGGUUUACGAGGCCCACUCAUAGUGAGAGACUCCGAAUCUCCAUACAAAGACCAAUAUGACGAGGAGAUUGUGCUUACCUUUUCCGAUUGGUACCACGAAAGAAUACCAGUCUUGAUGAAGCAAUUCCUUAGUGUCACUAAUCCCACUGGCGCUGAGCCUGUGCCAAAUUCGGCGUUGAUUAAUGACACACAGAACCUUACCGUCUCAAUGACGCCCGGUAAGACCUACAUGUUCCGCCUCGUCAACAUGGGCGCUUUCGCCGCACAAUAUGUUUGGUUCGAGGGCCAUACCAUGAGCAUAAUCGAGGUUGAUGGCGUCUACACCGAGCCGGCUGAAGCAGACCGAAUUUACAUGACUGCUGCACAACGAUACAGCGUCUUGAUUACUGCGAAGAACGACACGAGCUCAAACUUUGCCAUAGUGGGGAGCAUGGAUGAGGAUCUUUUCGAUACCGUUCCGUCCAUACUCAACAAUAACGUAACAGGCUGGCUCGUCUACGAUGCCACUGCAGACAGGGCACCAGCUGUGCUCGUUGACGCUUACGAUCCUUUUGAUGACUUCACACUCGUGCCGCAAGACGGCAAAGACCUACUCAGAGACGUCGAUCAUCAGAUUACACUUGAUCUGAAAAUGGACAACCUCGGCGAUGGAUUUAACUACGCUUUCUUCAACGACAUAACCUAUGUUGCCCCUAAGGUUCCCACACUGUACAGCGUUCUUUCCUCAGGGAGCGCAGCUACCAACGUAUCUAUCUACGGCAGCAGCACGAACAGUUUCAUACUUAACAAGAACGAGGUGGUCGAGAUCGUUAUUAAUAACAACGAUGCCGGCAAGCACCCCUUCCACUUGCACGGCCAUGAAUUCCAGGUCGCAUCACGUUCCGAGGACAACGCAGGUCUGUACGCGAACAACGUAACCAUGCCUCAGACACCAAUGCGUCGCGAUACGAUCCUCGUACGUCCGAAUGGCAACGUUGUACUGCGCUUCCGGGCUGACAAUCCCGGUGUCUGGUUCUUCCAUUGCCACAUUGAAUGGCACGUCGCGUCCGGCCUCAUCGCCACGAUGAUCGAGGCCCCUCUCGCUAUCCAGGAGCAGUUCUCUUCCGGCCGCUCCAUCAUCCCCGACGACCACUGGGCCGUCUGCAAUGCCUCCCAUACGCCGACCAAGGGCAAUGCCGCCGGGAAUACGAAGGAUCUAUUCGACCUGUCCGGCGAGAAUAAGGCCCCAGCGCCGCUGCCCGUGGGCUUCACGCCACGCGGCAUUGUUGCACUCGUUUUCAGUUGUGUCUCGGCUUUUGUGGGCAUGAUCGCUAUUGGAUGGUAUGGUAUGGCACCCCUGCAAGGGGCAAAGGUGGGGGAGGGGGCUUGGUUGGCGGAGAGAAGAGAGGAAGGCAGAGAUGAGUAAAAAUAGGAGGUACAGUAUGUGGACAAUGAGGGGAGUAUGAGAGAUGGUUACUUAUUUUUUGGUUCGACACCACUGAUGGCUUUACGAUGUACAUUGUGUACGCAGCUUCGGAUUACGCAUGUACAAAGGAGAAGUCCCUGCGUUUUGUAAACACAUCUGCGUUCAAUGGCUGACAAGAAUCUUCAUGUGACACGAA
This is a messenger RNA of Aplosporella prunicola CBS 121167, 2260 nucleotides long. RefSeq names its product multicopper oxidase. Gene Ontology annotation, cellular component: high-affinity iron permease complex. NCBI's taxonomy places the organism in Eukaryota, Fungi, Ascomycota, Dothideomycetes, Botryosphaeriales, Aplosporellaceae. Bases 271 to 2064 code for a protein of 597 amino acids. Gene Ontology annotation, biological process: cellular response to iron ion starvation; reductive iron assimilation. The record is from RefSeq and is a predicted model, not a curated record. Gene Ontology annotation, molecular function: ferroxidase activity; copper ion binding. The transcript is spliced from 6 exons.